AUGGGGUCCGUACCAGCAGCCAAGGGCAAAGAAGCUCUGGAGCUCUAUAAUAAACCCCCAGCUCUGGUCUUUAUAAUAAACCCCCAGCUCUGGAGCUCUAUAAUAAACCCCCAGCUCUGGAGCUCUAUAAUAAACCCCCAGCUCUGGAGGUCUAUAAUAAACCCCCAGCUCUGGAGCUCUAUAAUAAACCCCCAGCUCUGGAGCUCUAUAAUAAACCCCCAGCUCUGGAGCUCUAUAAUAAACCCCCAGCUCUGGAGCUCUAUAAUAAACCCCCAGCUCUGGAGCUCUAUAAUAAACCCCCAGCUCUGCUCUAUAAUAAACCCCCAGCUCUGGAGCUCUAUAAUAAACCCCCAGCUCUGGAGCUCUAUAAUAAACCCCCAGCUCUGGAGCUCUAUAAUAAACCCCCAGCUCUGGAGCUCUAUAAUAAACCCCCAGCUCUGCUCUAUAAUAAACCCCCAGCUCUGGAGCUCUAUAAUAAACCCCCAGCUCUGGAGCUCUAUAAUAAACCCCCAGCUCUGGAGCUCUAUAAUAAACCCCCAGCUGGUCUUUAUAAUAAACCCCCAGCUCUGGAGCUCUAUAAUAAACCCCCAGCUCUGGAGCUCUAUAAUAAACCCCCGGCUUUGGGGCUCUAUAAUAAACCCCCAACUCUGGUCUAUGUGUGGAUGA
This is a messenger RNA of Anguilla rostrata (American eel), 666 nucleotides long. RefSeq lists its product as uncharacterized. NCBI's taxonomy places the organism in Eukaryota, Metazoa, Chordata, Actinopteri, Anguilliformes, Anguillidae. The record is from RefSeq and is a predicted model, not a curated record.